Molecule: messenger RNA, 912 nt
Organism: Prorocentrum cordatum
Lineage: Eukaryota; Dinophyceae; Prorocentrales; Prorocentraceae
Source: the annotation of a GenBank genome assembly
GACGCGCGCGCCCGUCCGCCGCCCCCCGCCGCCGCGAUGCUGCUGGGCGUGGCCACCGCAGGGCCGGCCCGCGCGCUGGCCCUGAGCCUCGCGCUGGCCGGCGGCGCGGCUGCGGCGGGCGCAGGCGAGUCGCGCGCGGCCGCGGCCCAGCAGUCCUGGGCCGCCGCCGGCUUGGGCGCCCCCGAGCACGCAGAAGGGGGCGGCUCAGCUGCAGCGGGGCUGAGGCAGGGCCUGGUGCUGCCGGCGGGGGCCCCCGUGCCCGCGGCGCUGGCGCCCCUUCGGGGCGCCCGCUGCCUGGGCGGCGCCGCGCCGCCGCGCGGCCUGCUCGGGGGCUUCCUCGCGCGCGGCGGGGGCGCGCCCGCGGGAGGCCCGCCCAGGUGGGCCGUCGGGGGCCUGUCGGCGGUGUUCGCCUUCGCCUGCGCGACGUGCCUGGUGGAGGGCGCCGCGCGCCUUGGCGGGUCGCCGCCGCGGGCGUACGGCGCCGUCGAGAAAGCGCCCGAGCAGUCGCCGGAGGCGGGCGAGGCCAAGGACGGCCCCGAGACCAGCCCGGGCUCCACGAUGGACAACGGCACGGCCUGCGAGGCGACCUCGUUGACGCUGCAGUCUGGCGAGCGGAGCCUCUUGGCCGCACUGGAGGGCCAGAUCGCGACGCUGACGUCCGAGCUCGCGGCGCUGCACGCGCGCUCGCGGCACCUGGAGGCCAAGGUGCAGGAGUCGGAGCAGAAGGCAGAGACGGAGCACCACCAGGAGCUUGCCGGGGGGGGAGGAGGGGGGGGGGGGGCAUGCCAGGCUUGCGCGCGGCCAAGAGUCAGGAGCGCACUGGCCGAGGAGCUCCGCCUCCAGAUCGAGCGCCUCGAGGCCGAGGCCCGGCGGCGCAAGGCGCGGUCGAAGUGCGGCUGCAGCGUGCAGUGA